AUGUUUUGGACUGUGAAACGGACUUUGGUUGGCCUGGCCGCGGCCAUCCUCUCUUUGUCCCUGAUCAUUGUCCUGGCGACCUCGUUUGCUCGGGUAGCCGAUGACGAGAUCUGUCAACUCUUCUAUCCCGAUGGUGGCAAGUUGGUGACUCAAUCAGAACCGGCUUUGGUUUUCAUCGGUCCCAGCUAUGAGAAGUACUGCGUGCCUCGUCACACACUGCACCUACGUUUCGAGUCUGACUCGGAUGAAGGGCUGGAUCGUGUCAUCCAGUCCCGUACCAAGGAGGGCUUGCCCGUGUCCCUCGCCGUUGACGUCGAGUACAAGUUUACUCCCGAGGGCUUGGAGACAUCCAUGCAACGCGUGGGCUUUGCUGAUUACUCCCGCCGCCUGUACAUGGCAGCGCGCGCCGAGGUGCGCAACGUGGCCUCGCUAUUUGAAGUGCAGUCCUUCCUCCGUGGCACGCGCGAGGCCAUUGCAGCUACCAUGCGUGAUAAUAUCGCCCAGACCAUCGUCGAGCGAGACGGCGUCUUGAUCGAUGUGAUUCGCGUCAAUCUCCUAACCGUCAAGGUCCACGAAAGCUUUGAAAAUAAGUUUCAAGAGGUAGAGGAUAUUCUUCUUGCUCACCAGGCUCUCUUCCUGAAUCCCCUCGGAUCCAUACGCGCAGAGCAAAUUGAGGCCGAGGCAGAUCACCGUCUUGCCGUUAUUGAGGAGUCGCGACUCAACGAGACCGACGUCAUCAAUCUGCUGGCCCAGCGUGGCCGACAGAACCAAAGCGCGCACGCCGAAGUCAUCGAAGCAACUCUGGAGCAACAAAGUAGCAUGACCACGGCCCGGACCAAGGCUAUUCGUGAACGCAUUCAGGCCGAAUCAGCCCGGGCCCAACAACUCAUCCGCAAGCAGACCGCGCUGGAGGAAACGAUCGCCGAUCGCGACAUUCAGGUGGCCAAGGCUGAGCGUCAAGUCGUGGCGACACUGCAGCUGGCCGAGACCGAACGCCUCAACAUGGUGACCGAAAUGGAGGGCCAAGUUCGUCGCGCCAUGGCCAACCGCACCCGCGACAUCUCCCAGGGACUGCUCAAUCAGACGCGACGUCUCGAGGGACUGGCGGCUCUCCGCAUUGAUCACGACUUGAGCGUUUUCGAAAUUCGCCUCAACUCCAACGUCAGCGCCCAGCAGACCCGCGAUCGUGGUACUGCUGAUGCUGAGGAUGAGUUUGUACGCAUGCGCACGUCUGCCGAUGCUCAUUUGGCUCUGCAAGCAGCCUUGAAUAUGAGCGAUGCUCAAUUGGCCUCGCUCCUCUGGCAUCGUGGCAUCAGUGCCAGCACCACCAACAAGACCGUCUUCCUCGAUUACGACAAGGUGGCACUGCUCAAUGAGUUUGGUCCGCACAAUACCCAGACCGUGGCCAGCGUUACGCCUUAG
Messenger RNA from Monosiga brevicollis MX1, 1422 nucleotides. RefSeq lists its product as uncharacterized. The record is from RefSeq and is a predicted model, not a curated record. The transcript has 3 exons. The coding region runs from base 1 to 1422 and encodes 473 amino acids. Lineage: Eukaryota; Choanoflagellata; Craspedida; Salpingoecidae.